GCACCUGCGUGUUUGACAUGCAGCUAGCUAUGAAAUUCGUGUCAUGUGCGACUGUGGAAAAUAACACUUUUGGGUGCUUUGUUUCUUCUGUUUUAUAAAUCGUCAAUCGUCUCGAAAAUGUUUUCGUCUACGUGGAAUUUUCUGAAACGCCACAAAAGGAAAUUUAUUUUCGCUGGAGUGUUUGUCGGAGGUGUGUACUUUCUUGGUAAAUAUGCCCAAAAGAAAAUCCAAGAGAUACAGGAGCGUGAGGCAUCAGAGUACAUCGCUCAAGCUCGACGUCAGUUCCACUUCGAGAGUAACCAGAGAACGUGCAACAUGACAGUGUUGUCAAUGCUCCCUACAUUAAGAGAAGCCAUCUUACAUCAUCUAAACUCUGAGAGCCUCACUGCACUGCUGAAGAGCAAACCAGCAAAUAAGCUUGAAAUAUGGGAGGACCUGAAGAUUAUCAGUUUCACCCGAAGUGUCGUGGCUGUGUACAGUACCUGUAUGUUGGUUGUAUUACUCCGUGUCCAGCUCAAUAUCAUUGGUGGCUACUUAUACUUGGACAACUCUGUCAGCAAGAGCGGAAUGAUGCCCUUGGCCCCUCCGGACGUGCAACAACAGUACCUCUCCAGCAUCCAGCACCUCCUUGGGGAUGGGUUGAGUGAGAUGAUAACAGUGGUGAAGAAAGCUGUGCAGAACACAUUGGGCGGGGUGUCCCUGAAGCAGAGUCUGUCCCUGCAGGAGCUGGAGCAGCACCUUAACCAGAUCAGAGUCCAGGUGGAGGAGGGGGACCGGGGCUCCACACACAGACCUCUCUCCUGGUACAUGAUGCCUGACGAGGAGAACACUCUGGCUGCACAGGCCUGUGGUCUGACAGAGAAUGAUGUCACUACGAUAAAGCUGCUCAAUGAGACCAGAGACAUGCUUGAAAGCCCGGACUUCGGCACUGUACUCAACAUCUGCCUGAACAGGGGCUUCAACCGUUUCCUUGACAACAUGGCAGAGUUUUUCCGGCCCCCACCCAGAGCACAAGGAGACUCCACCCUGAGCACUACACCUGAUAGUCUCUCGCAUGUAAGUCUCCCAGUUGCCAAAAUCAUCCCCAUUGUGAAUGGACAGAUCCACUCGAUCUGCAGUGAAAUACCAAGUCACUUUGUACAGGAUCUCCUGAUGAUUGACCAGGUGAAGGAGUUUGCUGCCAAUGUGUAUGAGACAUUCAGCACAUCCCAUGGACUGCAGAAAUAAGGGAGUUGACAUAUUCCUGGUAGACCUGGCCCUCUCUGCCUCCUCUGUAUCUCUGCAUGACGCUGCCUGCUGUGGAUAUCACGAAUGGAGGAAGAAAUGCACUUAUUCUCUGUACCAAGUCAGAAUACUUGAGGAUUGAGUCCUCAGAAAGUUACGGUUCACUGUCCUUGGUGAGAGAUGUGUUCCAUUGUGGAAUGUAAGGCCAUGAACUGCUGACAUCAAGGUCAAAUACCCACUGCAUCUUGGGAAGUUGAGUUUUUGGCUCACGGUUUAUAAAGUCAGCCAGCCAGACAGCCAGACUCCCCUGAAUCAAAGUAACUUUCCUGUGCCAUGAAAAAUAAAGAAAAUCCUGAAAGCCUUGUUCCACUUUAUAUAGACGUUGUGUCGAUACAUUAAGCAUAAGUUGAACCGCUGUCGGUUUCAAUUUGAACGGAUGUCUUCUAUUUUCUCCUUUCUAUUACUGUUGUUGAAGAGUCAACCUGUACCUAACAUUUUGACCUUUCAUCUACAAAUAUCAACAGUGUUGUCAUCUAGGCUGCAAGUUCUCAUUCCGCCUCAGUCUAAUUCCUGUUUAACAAUGUUAAGUAUUGUUUAAUACAUAAUUCUGCACUAUUGACUUUA
Coregonus clupeaformis (lake whitefish) is the source of this 1848-nucleotide messenger RNA. RefSeq names its product peroxisomal biogenesis factor 3 (gene pex3). The coding region runs from base 118 to 1227 and encodes 369 amino acids. NCBI's taxonomy places the organism in Eukaryota, Metazoa, Chordata, Actinopteri, Salmoniformes, Salmonidae. The transcript has 12 exons. Gene Ontology annotation, biological process: protein import into peroxisome membrane. The record is from RefSeq and is a predicted model, not a curated record. Gene Ontology annotation, cellular component: peroxisomal membrane. Gene Ontology annotation, molecular function: protein-macromolecule adaptor activity.